UUUUCUUUCUUAAAAGAACAACUCAUUGGGAAUAUUUACGUUCUUCAGUAGUCUAUAUGGAAAGCGUAUAGACAGAAGAGUUAACUGCCUAGUUAUGCAUGAACUAUGAAAUAGAAAGAAAUAUUCACUAUACACAUUAUGAUUGAUGAUAUCCAAUCACAACACAAUUAAUUUAUCCUGAAAAUCUAUCUCAUUGGUAUUAUUUAAUAAAAUUAACGAAAACAAUGUCAUUAUUACAAAAGCGCUAGAUGACAUCAUCACCAUGGAAUCAUUCAGUUACUAAGAUACUAUACAACACUAUCUAUCCUCGAGGAUUAGGAUUUAUUCUCGAUAAUAAUACUAUUUCAAAUAUUAAUUGUUCGUAAAACAAUUCUGUAAGAGUUUGUCGAUAACUGAGACAUAUCCUAGUUUGAUCAUUAUUGAUAAACAUGGAAUUCAUGAACUAUUCAUGUUUACUUCUGAUGCUCUUGUUCACUUUUCUGUUCACUACUGAAAGUAAUUUUGUACUUCGUCCAACAAAUCAGAUCACUCAUGCUGGAUCUACCAUACAACAUGCAUGUAGUGUUAUGACUACACCAGUUUUUAUUGAAUGGUAUUUAAAUACUAACAAAAUUGGAAGUUGUCUAUUUCAAACCAAUACAACUACAAAUACUUUUGGUGAUCCGAAAUUUCAAAUUAUCAUAGGACAAUAUACAGAGAAAUUAUUACCAAUAUGUCAACUUAUUGUUACAAACAUUGAUUUCGUCGAUACUGGUGAAUACAAAUGUAAAACUAUUCAUCAUGAUUCUGAAAGUGAUACAGCUUCAGCUUAUAUUCUUGUUUCAUAUCCUAUACGACAACUUGAACUACACAUAGAUAAUGAAACUGCUUUAUCAGUCGGUCAACGUACUUAUAUUGAAUGUAAAGCACGUGCUGGCAAACCUGCACCACAUAUUCGUUUGAAUUUAGGUGGGCUACCUAUUUCCGAGGCAAGAGUUGUACAAAAAGUAGAUAUUGAAGGUCUGAUCACAUCAACAGCAACAGCCAAUAUACAAUUAACAAAUACACAUCAUUGGCAAUUGUUAACUUGUCAUGUUGAUAUGCAAGCUUAUCGAAAUGUAAAUCAAACAUUCAAAGUGAUUCACCUAAAUGAUUAUGUGCCAGCAGAACUGUAAAAAAGAAAGGAAGGUGAAGGCACUAAACUGACUGGGUGAACAUAUUUCAAAUCUUAUAAACAAUUUUUAUGAGUACAUAUUGAUAUUUUAAAAUUUCAUUUCAUUGAUACACAAUCACUCAUAUGUGAAGUUCCAAGGUUUGUUAUUUGCCUAAUCAUUACUUUCAUCAUCACUGAAUUCGGAAUAAAUUUUUGAAUGUAACAACAAAUAAUUGAACUACACCACUUUUCGCUGACAGUUUUUAUCACGAUUUAAUGUCAUCAACUGAAGAUUCUUUGAAUCUCAGCAAGCAAAAUAUAGUUUUUGGUAGUACAAUAGAUUUACUCAGCAACGAGAAAUCACAACUAUACAUUCAAAUAUAAUUUUAAUCCUCCCAUCAAAACCCUACCAAUUCCUCCUAUACCAGUCAGCAUCAUGCGAGGUAGUCGUCAGUGGGUGACCACACGUAAUACUUUUCCUGACCACCUCAAUUGGCAGUGUUCUACUACCUCGUAAAUCUACUUAUCAUCCUUGUUGAUACUCUGUGUUGUACCCC
Messenger RNA from Schistosoma turkestanicum, 1689 nucleotides. NCBI's taxonomy places the organism in Eukaryota, Metazoa, Platyhelminthes, Trematoda, Strigeidida, Schistosomatidae. The record is from the annotation of a GenBank genome assembly.